AUGCAAGAGGUGCUCCGGGAGUUCCUCGACGAUUUCGUGGUGGUGUACCUAGAUGACAUCGUCAUCUAUAGCAAGGAUAUGGAGGAACACAUCAAGCACUUGAAGAAGCCGAAUUGCAAAGACAAGUGCGAGUUUGGGCUACAAGAGGUCGGGUUCUUAGGCCAUGUAGUCGGAAAUGGCAAGAUCAAGAUGGAGGCGGGGAAGAUCAAAGCCAUUGUUGAUUGGGAGACCCCAAAGUCGGCAUCGGAGUUACGCUCUUUCCUUGGCUUGGUAAAUUACUACCGGCGGUUCAUCAAGGGACAUUCGGUGAUCACGGCGCCGUUAACCAAUAUGCCCCGGAAGGACAAGGACGCGUGGGAAUGGACACAAGAAUGUAUGAGGGCCUUUGAACAACUAAAGGAGGCGGUCACGAAGGAACCGGUACUCGCACUACCCGACUUCACCAAACCAUUCGAAGUGAUGACGGAUGCUUCGGAUAUAGCCGUUGUAUCUGCAAUCUCUGGCACCCCCAUCUAUUUGCUAACCGUUCACCCCUUCUCCUUCCGAGCCGUUCUAACUUAUUGUUGGAUCGGGAGUCACAAGAACCAUCUCGUCUUACGCGACGUUGUUGCCUAUAAUUAG
Molecule: messenger RNA, 621 nt
Organism: Andrographis paniculata
Lineage: Eukaryota; Viridiplantae; Streptophyta; Magnoliopsida; Lamiales; Acanthaceae
Exons: 2
Coding region: 1-621 (206 amino acids)
Source: RefSeq, a predicted model, not a curated record